AUCGAUAUAAAUAAAGACCGACCGUGAAGAAGACACAGUUGUUCAAACUCAGCGAAUCACAACACUCUGGUUCCAAUAUCAAAACACCUACAUCAAGAUGAAUCGCGCGCUGUUGAUAUUUCUCUGUCUGACCGCACUUAUGGUGGCGGUUUCCGGCAGGGUGCACUAUCAAGACGUAAACGAGGGCAAAUAUUACGUGGACCCUAAUAAUGACGGACGAUACUACCAUGAGUCUGGUGAUGGUCGAUAUCACCAUGACAAUUCCGGUCAGUACAAUCACGAUGGUACCGGACGCUAUGCCCACGAUGGUACCGGUCGAUAUGCCCACGAUCACAGCGGACAUUACGUCUAUGACGGCAGCGGCCAAUAUGUCGAAUAUGCAAAACCAACGCCUAGGCCUUACGAUGAAGGUAAAUUGAAGCAAUGGUGCAAGGACUACAAGGAUGCAGGACUUUAUCAUUACAAAUACGCGGUCCCUGAUCCUGAUGACAUAGUUGCCGAAGAGUGCGCGAAAAUCUUCCAGGAAGAAUACGGCGAACAACUUCGAGUCAAGGGGUAUUUUAAAUAUUUCGGUGACGACGGUGAAAAGUAUAUCGUAGAUUACACGGCCGACGAAAACGGUUUUAUUCCUGACGGAAAUAAUUUGCACCCGGCUCUUCUAGCCGCUUUGAAAUACCACAAAACGCAAGGGAAGGUACAUCAGAGCGGUGUCCCUACACCGGGUCAAGCGGCAGCAGCUUCUGGAAAACGAUUCCAAGUGUUCAAAGGUUUCCAACCCUACUACUUUAGCAAAAAUCCCAAAAUUCCAAACCCAAAAGCUUAAACAUCGAUAAGACUUUGCCAGCUGUAUUUUCUGUGUUACUUAAGGAUAGGUCUUAUUUAUUAAAUGUUAUAAUGCGCAUUAUAAAACGGUUUAUUUAGUAAUCUACGACGUUCAAUUAAUUUUCUAAUAUCAUCGCCAAUUUUGUAUGUCACUUGACAAAGCAUUGUAUCUCUUCACCACAUUAUUUAUUUUAAUAAUAGAUAUUUUAUUAUUAAUGAAAUUUAAAGAGCUUUUUGUGACCAUUAAUGCAUGUAUUAUAUUAUGUACACCGAUAAAUAUAUGUUGUUUUUCAAA
Molecule: messenger RNA, 1117 nt
Organism: Agrilus planipennis (emerald ash borer)
Lineage: Eukaryota; Metazoa; Arthropoda; Insecta; Coleoptera; Buprestidae
Product: larval cuticle protein LCP-30-like
Exons: 4
Coding region: 98-823 (241 amino acids)
Cellular component (GO): chitin-based extracellular matrix
Molecular function (GO): structural constituent of chitin-based larval cuticle
Source: RefSeq, a predicted model, not a curated record